Cyprinus carpio (common carp) is the source of this 3130-nucleotide messenger RNA. Its product is annotated as long-chain fatty acid transport protein 4-like. Gene Ontology annotation, biological process: response to nutrient; long-chain fatty acid import into cell; very long-chain fatty acid catabolic process. The transcript has 15 exons. Gene Ontology annotation, cellular component: plasma membrane; endoplasmic reticulum membrane; microvillus. Gene Ontology annotation, molecular function: long-chain fatty acid-CoA ligase activity; long-chain fatty acid transmembrane transporter activity. The record is from RefSeq and is a predicted model, not a curated record. Lineage: Eukaryota; Metazoa; Chordata; Actinopteri; Cypriniformes; Cyprinidae. Bases 357 to 2285 code for a protein of 642 amino acids.
UGGUUGAAAGAGCUGUCAAUCAAUGCACACACACAGCACCGGCGAAUAGAGCGGAGGCGGGCGCGAGUAAGAAAAUUAUAAGGUCAUUGGAAUUACCAGCGCUACAAGCCAUCGUUACAAUGAAGCGAUAACAGAUAAGAAUGAAAAAAUGAAAUAACCCGGAUCAAAGUCUACCAAAGACGCCGCGGUUCUUAAGUAAAAGUCAGGCGUGUGGCCGCUACACAGCGGCGCGCGUGAAUCCGCGCAGGUAGACGGCGGAGGUUUCGCUUAAGCCGAUCAAGGUGGGAUCGUACGGGACAGGUUCCCCUUCUGCCGUAAAACACACGUUAUUGUGACCACGGACAUCGAAACCGAGGAUGUUGCGGUUGGCGUGCUCCACGGCUCUUCUCUUCACGCUCAGGCUGUUCGUCGGCCUGUCCUGGUUCCAGGUUCUGCCGUCCAUUUUUAUUUUCUUCCUGGGUUCUGGUGGAUGGAAGUCCUUACAUGUGUUUUCAAAGACCAUAUACCGCGAUUUGCAUGCAGCCAGUGUGUUGCUGAGGGUGAAACUCAAUGUCAAAAAGCACCUCCGUGAGCGCAACACCGUUCCCAAACUUUUUGCCAAGUCUGUCAAGAAAUACGGUGACAAGACUGCUCUGAUUUUUGAAGGAACGGGUGAGAAAUGGAGCUUCAAGGAGCUUGACGAGUACUCCAACCGCGUGGCUAACCUUCUGCUUCAGAGGGGCUUCAAGGAAGGCGACGUGAUCGCUCUGUUCAUAGAAAACCGCUCUCAGUACGUGGGGCUCUGGCUGGGCAUGGCAAAGAUCGGAGUGGAGGCAGCUCUCAUCAACUUCAACCUGAGACUGGAGGCCCUGGUGCACUGUGUCAACAUCUCCAGCGCCAAAGCCGUGGUGUUCGGCAGUGAGCUGACAGAUGCAAUGUGUGAGGUGCACAGCUCUAUGGGAAAGACUGUUGAGCUCCUCUGCUCUGGAGAAUGGGACCCCAAACGGGUUCCUGAAGGGACGGAGCAUCUCGAGCCGCUGCUGGAGGCGACCUCUACAAACCAGCCCAGCCAACCAGAUCGCAGCUUCACAGAUCGCCUCUUUUACAUUUACACGUCGGGAACCACUGGAAUGCCCAAAGCUGCUAUAGUUGUACACAGUCGGUAUUACCGCAUGGCCGCCCUGGUGUACUAUGGUUUCAGAAUGAAGUCUGAGGAUGUGCUUUAUGACUGUUUACCACUUUACCACUCAGCAGGUAACAUCGUGGGAGUUGGCCAGUGUCUGAUCCAUGGAAUGACUGUAGUGAUCAGGAAGAAGUUCAGCGCAUCAAAGUUCUGGGAUGACUGUAUCAAAUACAACUGCACAAUCGUGCAGUACAUUGGGGAGAUCUGCCGCUAUCUGCUGAAUCAGCCGAAGAAGGACACAGAGCACCAACACAAGGUCCGCAUGGCCCUCGGUAACGGCCUCCGUCAGUCCAUCUGGGAGGAAUUCACCACCCGCUUCAACGUCCCACAGAUCGCAGAGUUCUACGGCGCCACCGAGUGCAACUGUAGCCUGGGCAACUUCGAUAACAAGACGGGUGCCUGUGGAUUCAAUAGCCGGAUCCUGCCAUUCUUUUACCCCAUCCGCUUAGUCAAGGUGAACGAGGAGACCAUGGAGCUCAUCAGAGGACCUGAUGGAGUCUGUAUCCCGUGUGGUCCAGGAGAACCUGGUCAGUUGGUUGGCCGAAUCAUUCAAAACGACCCUCUCAGACGAUUUGACGGCUACGUCAAUCAAUCAGCCACUAAUAAAAAGGUUGCUCACGAUGUCUUCAAAAAAGGAGAUAGUGCCUAUCUCUCAGGGGAUGUGCUGGUGAUGGACGACUACGGCUACAUGUAUUUCAAAGACCGCACGGGAGACACGUUCCGCUGGAAAGGAGAGAACGUGUCCACCACUGAGGUGGAGGGAACUCUGAGCCGCCUGCUGGACAUGAAAGAUGUGGUGUAUUAUGAAGUCACAAUACCAAGUGCUGAAGGCAAGGCAGGGAUGGCAGCCAUAGCAGACCCGGACCACACCACUGACCUUGGCUUUAGCCGGGACCUGGAGAAGGCCCUGCCGCCCUAUGCCCGGCCUGUCUUUCUGCGCUUCUUACCAGAAGUGAACAAAACGGGGACUUUCAAAUUCCAGAAGACAGACAUGCGACGGGAGGGAUUCGAUCCCAGCGUCGUCUCUGACAAACUCUACUUCCUGGACUGCACUAAGGGACAGUAUGUGGAGCUGAAUGUAGAGCUCCAUCGCAGCAUCGUCUCAGGAAAGCAGAAAUUAUGAGACUACUGCCAAUCUCCACCCGUUCCCUCACCACCCCACCUUCAGCAGCCCUCAAACCCCGCCCCCUCAUCACUCCGCCCUUCAUUACCUCAGCAAACACAGUGAGGGGCCGCAGGAACCCAUUCUGGUUGUGUAUUCAAAUCCCCGUCGAUUCAUUCUCACAGACCACCUCUCUUACGACCGAGACGGGACUGAGGUGGCAUUCUUCUUGAAAACAAAAAAAAUACACAAAAAAAUGAAGCAAUUUAGCAAACAAGAAUACAAAAAACAAACAGCAAGGAAAGGCACAAGGACCAAACACAGGUCUGUCAAAUGGUAACGCUUUCCCUUUGCCUCAGCUGCACAAUGCUCGCCUGCCUACAGGAUUCGGGACUGACUGACGGGUCUGACGAGUGACUGCCCUCAUGAAUGCACCCUCAAGCCCUGACCAAAACCACGAGGAUCGACAUGCAAUACAAACACAGCACUGGCUGUGCACUUGCCAGCUGCCAUGCUGUUUAUUUAACAUGCACCAAAUAUAUUUAAGUUGUAGAAUAGCUCAUCAUCUAUAUACAAGUCAUGCUGCGUUGAAGACGUCCAUUAUUGCACUGCUACUGUGUCCAUUGUACCUCUCCAGACGUUUAGUGUGCAGCGUCAGCAUGGAAGCAGAUUUUAACGAUCAGCCCGGUGCGACAUUGUGCAGACUGGGCUUCAUGGGUUUGCUUUGUUUUGCUAGACGUGAAGACCAUUAAGUUCCCAGCAAGGAAUCUCUACAGGACACUAUAGCGGAGUCUGCAUGGAGGCGAAUGAAAGUAGUGUAAUUCUCUGGUGCUAAAGCACGGACAUCCUAUCUGUCUGCAGAGUGG